AAAACAUACAGUAUGAUCAACCUAAAUAUCAAACGUGAUAAUGAUCCAAUAAUGAAGUCUAAUAGUAUAAAACCCUGAAAGAUGGUAACCAGUGAUGGAAUGUAACUGAGUACAUUUACUCAGGUACAACUUUGAGGUUCAGGUACUUUAUUUGAGAAUUUAUUAUUAUUUACUAUUUACGACUUCCACUCUACAACAUUUUGGAGCCAUAUUUAAUAUUUUAUAUAUUUAUGUAUUUCGCUGUGAACUCAUCUAUCUCUUUACUCAGCAGCAUUGUGAACGGAGGACUGUGACCUCUCAGAGAAAAGACACACUUUGGUGUUUAUUCAGGCCUAUGUAGAAAAAUGUGUGACAAAUUCCAAAGCAGAUUUUUACGAGGGGCGCUGAACGCACCACCAGUGCAGCGUAGUCUCUGACAGUCGGCUGUGAAGUAAACGGACUCCGGCUGUCAUGUGUGAUGAGACGGGCAGCGACCACAGGCAGCUCUGACAGAUCCGGAUGAGACCGGAUCAGAACAACAGGCCCACGUCUUGCUGAGACCAUCUUUCAUGACUCGUCACAGUUCUGUUGAGGUUCCUGCGCUCCUUCGUUCAGUUUCCACAAGUCUUCUGAGGAGUUUCCACAUCUGUGCAGAGCUGCAGCCAUGCAGCAGGAGCUCCUGUUCAAAGUUCUGGUCAUCGGGGACUUGGGAGUCGGGAAAACGUCCAUCAUCAAGCGGUACGUCCACCAGAUCUUCUCCCAGCACUACCGGGCCACCAUCGGGGUGGACUUCGCCCUGAAGGUGCUGCAGUGGGACGAUGACACUGUGAUCCGGCUCCAGCUGUGGGACAUAGCAGGACAGGAGCGCUAUGGGAACAUGACUCGGGUGUAUUACCGGGAGGCGGUGGGAGCGCUGAUGGUGUUCGACGUGACGCGGGCCUCGACGUUCGACGCCGUGCUGAAGUGGAAGGACGACCUGGACUCAAAGGUGACCCUGAACCACGGGAGGCCGGUUCCAGCUGUACUCUUGGCCAACAAGUCGGACCAGCUGGCUUCCCAGCAGCCAAAACUGGACUCGUUCUGCAGGGAGAACGGUUUCGUUGGCUGGUUCGAGACCUCAGCGAAGGAAAACACAAACAUCGAGGAGGCGGUGCGCUGCCUGGUCGAGCACAUCCUGAACAACGAGGAGAGCCCGAUGAUCGAGAGGGACCCGAGCAGCCUGGUUCUGUCCGGGUACACAAACACAAAGACACAAAAAGAUCAUCUCAGCUGCUCGUCGUGUGUGAAGUGGUGACUCCUGACCCACCGUACGACCAGGAAGUGGACGGCUGAGAGCGUCACGGCCUCGGAGAGAAGUUCUGCUCAGGGACCGUUUGUAUGAGAAGUAAAUUAAAACAGUAAAUCAACUUUUGUGUUCCUGAAGCUGAGUCGCCGUCAGUGCAUCAGAGAGAAGAAGAAGAAGAAGAAGAAGAAGAAGAAGAAGAAGAAGAAGAAGAAGAAGAUUAUUAUUUCCCACAUGGUGUCGGAUGUGUUUCUUCUUCUUCUUUAGGUUUAUUGGCAGCGUUGGCUUCACUCCACUUCUUCUUCUCUGUUUCUUCUGACAGAGCUGCACUUUGUGUAGCUUUGUUUAUUUGAUACAGACCAAAUAUCGGCUCGACAGACACACAGCAACAUGAUGUCUGACACGUAAAAGUUUAGGUUUUGAAAAUUGUUGAUAAUUCAGAAGAUGAGGCUGAUCUGUGUCAUUUGUUUUUAGGUUACUGGUCACAAUUUAUAUUUCACUUAUAGAAAACACAAAGUUUUGCCUUGGAACUUGUACAGAAUUAAGUUUUCUUCAGAGGUUUAAAGGAUCUUUAAACUGAAUACUUUUUAUUAUAAACGUACAGUAACUAACAUGUACACUUUGAACAUCUGACGUUGUGCCUUUGACGUUUAGCUGAACUGACGCACAUAUAAAAACAUCAAGCCUUCAUGUCUUCUCUGUAUUUUCUUUAAUGCAGGUUACUAUUUGGUUUCUGUUGUUUCAGUCAGAGGAUUUCGUUCUGCUCACAUCUUCUAAUGUUUAAUACAGAAUGAGGAUAACAUAAAUGUGCCUGUUAGCUUUUAACACAGAUACGACAUGAUCCCAACAGCGUUACACUAUCGGCUCCAGACCGUCACAAUCUCACAUAAACAAAAUAAUCAUUUUGGACCUGACAGACAUUUUAAAACUAUUGAUUCUCAUUCAUAAUAAUGUGAUUAUGGAAAACAGAUGCUCUUAUUGUGCUCCAAAUUAUUGACAGAUUUCUUUUUUGAAUCAGAAAAUUUGAAAAUAAGGCUAAAGUCAGCAGCCGUUAGCUUAGCUUAGCAUAGAGACUGAAAACAGGGGGAAACAGCUAGCCUAGCUCGGUCCAAUCAGGUUAACAGCUGAUAUCUGGUUUAUUGACCACCGAUAUCAAACUUCUCAAAUUAUUCCUAAGAGAUUUUUAAUUCUUAUUUUCCUCGUGCAACAUCAAACUAUUGAAAUCCAAACACGUGCUUCCUGUUUUCUCCCGACGAUCUUCAGCGUCAGUUUUCACGGUGAAAUCAUUGUUGUUAUCUUCCUCUGAAUCGUGCAGCGUGUCACUGUGUUUGGUAACUAAGUUUAAUGGUUCAAAGCAGGAAAUAAAUCCUGAUUAACGACUUGACUUCAUGUAACAUUAACAGGCAG
Messenger RNA from Acanthopagrus latus (yellowfin seabream), 2668 nucleotides. It is a transcript of the gene rab38c, whose product is annotated as RAB38c, member of RAS oncogene family. Gene Ontology annotation, molecular function: GTPase activity; GTP binding. Gene Ontology annotation, biological process: vesicle-mediated transport. Gene Ontology annotation, cellular component: trans-Golgi network; Golgi apparatus; vesicle. The coding region runs from base 644 to 1273 and encodes 209 amino acids. The transcript has 4 exons. Lineage: Eukaryota; Metazoa; Chordata; Actinopteri; Spariformes; Sparidae. The record is from RefSeq and is a predicted model, not a curated record.